CCGGAGAACUGCAAAGCCACAGGUGCAGUCCACUGCAGAGAUUGGCCCUCUGAUCCAAGCUGUUGGUCAACCAAAUAGAUGAGUUGAUAACUACUAAGGUAAAUAAAACUAAGUAAAAGAUAGAUGAAUCUGCAGUAAUAUUUAUUCUGGACCUUGAGAGGAGACCAUAGUGCUGAGGAGACCAGAGUGGUGGAGCUGUUAGAGUCAUGGUGAGUGGGAAGAGGCUGGCCCGGGGGUCCCUGCUGCCCUCCUUGGUGGAGGACGGUGAUGAGGAGACAGGGUGGGAGAGAGGAGAGCUAGGAGGAGUGGGUGAAAGGCCCCCCAGCAGGGCUCCGGAGCUCCUCAGCAGAGACGGUGUGGACGACCAGUCUCUCUCUGGGCAGCAGACCGUGGCCUGGGCAGCGUGUGACUUGCGUGGGCCAGCAGGUCCUCCAGGGGAGGUGCCAGACUGCGGUGAGGAGGCGGAUGGACAGGAGGAGGCGGAGGUGACGGAGGAGGAGGAGGAGGAGGAGGAGGAGGACUAUGACACUGACUUAGAGCUGGAAGUCACAAGAGGAUCAUACGACCGAACCGGGCAGGUGUGUUACGUGGAGGCUUGUAAGCUGUUUCAGGUGGUGCCCGCCUCCUACGUCCUGCAGAACAUGCAGAGCAGCGAGCUGUCUCUGGCUCACCGCGGCCUAGGGCCCCAGGGUACGAAAGCGCUGGCGGUUCCCUUGGUAACCAACACUUCCAUCCAGAAGCUGAACAUGCGAGAUAAUUGGAUGGAGGGGAUGGGCGGAGCCGCCGUGGCAGAGAUGUUAAAAGAAAAUUGUUAUAUUACAGAGGUGGACCUGUCAGACAACCGGCUGGAGGAGCGUGGCGGGCGUGCGGUGGGCGGCAUGCUCCAAGAGAACACCACCUUGGUACGCCUGGGUCUGUCAGGGAACCUCCUGGGCCAGUGGGGGGCCCAGCACCUGUGCCGAGCUCUCACCACCAACACCAAGCUGCAGGACCUGGACCUCAGCCACAAUGGCCUGGGGGAACACUCAGGGGAGAGCUUAGGGGAGUGUCUGUCUGAGAACACCGGCUUGCGAUGGCUCAGUCUGGCGUGGAACUCCAUCAGAGGGAGAGGAGGAGUGAUGCUGGCCAGGGGCCUCGGGGCAAACAUAUUUCUCAGAGCAUUAGAUUUGUCUUUCAAUGGCUUGGGGAAGGAAGGAGCCAUUGCUCUGGGAGAGGCACUCAAAGAGAACAACACUCUGGAAGAAUUGAACAUAAGCAACAACCGUGUACCUCUUGAAGGAGCGAUCCAUCUUGCUCUGGGCCUCCGAGUCAACAAAACGCUGAAAUCUCUCAAUAUGGGACGGAACCCCAUUCAGAAUGCUGGUUGCUAUGGAUUCAUGAAGUCUUUACAGGGAAACCCACAAUCCGGAUUAGAGACCUUGGAUUUUGCUGACAUGACUGUUAACCAGGAUUUUGAAGAUUUGUAUACAAUAGUUAAAGAGACCAUCCCUAUGCUUGUUGUUAAACAUGGAGGCAAAAUAGACACAUUCAGAACAAAGAAAGCUGGAAAACCCUAAUGUUACAGUCAAACUAUAGGGUUAAACAAAAUGUAGUCUACAUUUCAUUGUCCUUGGUGGUACAAAAUAGGCUUAUUGUAACAUUGCUGUAGUUUUAACAUAAUGAAAAAUACAAUAAAUGAAUUGGUACUGCACUUGA
Gadus morhua (Atlantic cod) is the source of this 1695-nucleotide messenger RNA. It is a transcript of the gene lrrc74b, whose product is annotated as leucine rich repeat containing 74B. Lineage: Eukaryota; Metazoa; Chordata; Actinopteri; Gadiformes; Gadidae. The coding region runs from base 207 to 1556 and encodes 449 amino acids. The transcript has 10 exons. The record is from RefSeq and is a predicted model, not a curated record. Gene Ontology annotation, molecular function: protein binding.